Molecule: messenger RNA, 2024 nt
Organism: Nematostella vectensis (starlet sea anemone)
Lineage: Eukaryota; Metazoa; Cnidaria; Anthozoa; Actiniaria; Edwardsiidae
Product: cyclic AMP-responsive element-binding protein 3-like protein 1
Exons: 9
Coding region: 290-1027 (245 amino acids)
Biological process (GO): regulation of transcription by RNA polymerase II
Molecular function (GO): cAMP response element binding; DNA-binding transcription factor activity, RNA polymerase II-specific
Source: RefSeq, a predicted model, not a curated record
GCUCUGCCACGUUUGCAUUUGACACACGAGCGGAUAUUGAUAUACAGCGUCCUUUAAAUCAUCACCGUUGCCACGUGUGUCAAAAUACCCGUGUCAUAUCGGUGUUUCAUAACAUCUAAACUCCCAUCAACCAUUUAGGGUCAUCCUGGGUUGCUCACCAGCUUUUUCCGCUAGCAAAAUAGCUUAUAUCGAUCAGAAUUCAGUGUUAUGUUCAGAACUGGUGGUUCCGGAGUCGAAGCACAAACAGAGUAAAGGAGCUUAUUCAUCGAAAGGACCUGCAAUCACGGUAAUGGAUCUUCACAUGUUUGACAUGUGUUAUCAGGGGAUAACAGACGGUGUUCAGCCAAAUAUGAUAAGACACGAAACUUACCAAGACUCCGAGUACAGCGCCUCCGCUCAGAGUGAUCUCGCUCGGCUUGGUUUACAACUACCGCGACAGAGGGAGGACGACGCUCAAUUGCUCUCCAAAAUAUCCUCCAUGCUCAGCAAAGUCGCCGAAAAUCAGCUAAGACAAGGAGAAAAUAUAGGAUUAGAGGAGGGGAGAGAAGACAACGAGUCAGGGUCGAGUGGAUAUGGAUCCAUAAGCAGUCGGCCCGGAUCUGUGGAACCAGCCGACCCUGUAAAUGAGCAGCAAGGCCGAUACAAAAACGUGGAACUCACUCCUCUGGAACGAGACACGUUUAUGGCAGAAGGGAUACCUCUUCCUAAUGGUGGCCACCUCACGAAGACACAAGAGCGAGCUCUGAAGAGAAUACGAAGAAAGAUUAAAAACAAGCUUUCGGCACAAGAAAGCAGAAGGAAGAAAAAGGAAUAUGUUGAGACUCUCGAGAAAAGACUGGAGUCUUUUAUCUUGGAAAAUAACACGCUAAGGGAUCGCGUGAGCUCACUCGAUAACACCAUCAAGGGUCUACUUACGGAACUUCAAGGUCUCCGGAAUGAAUCAAAUACCAACACGAGGGAACCGCAGACAAAGAGCCGCUCUGUCCAGACAGGCAUAUGCCUCAAAUGCUAUUUGAAGAAACAUUAGAGUGCAGUAACGACCGCCAGAUCUGACUCAAACAGGGGCGGCAUAGGGCAGAUGCCCCACCAUCCAGAGACACGCUUCCCCGUGCGAGCUCCCAAAGCGUAAUUUUGCCUAAAUUUGGGCAUGAUCCAACAUCCCUCCCCCACCCUCCCCCUACAACGGUUGCGAAACUGGCAAUCGGGACGGUAGGAGUGGUCUUUUAAUGCCAAUUUCCUGGAAGAAAAACCCUCUUUUUUUCUCAAACACAGUAGAGGGGUUAAAGAGAGGGGGGAGGGGAUGAGGAGUAAAGGAUCAAGAUGAUGGGGGGGGGUGGGGUUGGUAGCACACUUUUUGUCACCACCACUGCAAAUCAUAAGAUUAUAGGAGACUCAUAAAUCAGCCUCUGUAACUGGUGCCGAAAAAAAAACAAAUCGUUUUCGUGACAUCACAUAAGCAAAGGCAAACUGCAUUUUAGCUUAAGUUGGUCAAACCGUCUAACAGCCGGGUUCAUCUCCUUGUAUCAUAUUCUAGAGUGAUUUUCAAAAUCAAGUGCAACAAAAUUAAAUUGUUAAAGUGUAAUAGUCAGAACAAAAGAGAGCAAAGACAUUACAGUGUAUUAGUACUAAAUAAACUCAAUAGUAUUUCACGGGUUUUGAAAACCACUCUAUACGUGUUUCAAUUAACUUAACAUAAAUAUAGGCUGGUACUUCAUGCAGCCAUCAAUAUACUGUACCCUAUAUACUGAACCUAAUCCUAACCAAAAGAUGGCUACAUGAACUACUGACUCGAGUAUUGCACUGUGAGGAGCUGUUGCUGACUAAUGUGACCGAAUUCUCGAAGGCCCGGCGGGUAGAUCUUUGUGGGCUCUCUUUCGGGCCAAACAAAGAAAGCGGCGAAUCCUCGAGCAUGGCGAGAAGUGCUUGUAAUGUACAAAGACUCUUUAUAUAAAGCCAAAGUGUUAUGUAUAGAAUGUAAAUUUGUUAUAAUAAAAUCAUAGUGCGAUGAUUAUAUAACAAUUAUA